AAUGAGCUGCCCUUUUCUGUCGUCACGUCCUGUUUGAGCGUCACACAGGGUGUGUUUACAGGCGGCCUCCCAAGUCUGUGCCAGCUGUAGUUCGGUAGAACUUUCGCAAUCUUCAUCUACUGUCUACGCUCAUCGCUUCAUCUUCUCGCUGCAUUAAAGUUGGUGCAAGAUGUUUGCGGCCAAAAGGUUCCUGUCUGGCCUCAUUGAUGUUGUAACCAACAACAUUGAUCCAGCUAUGUUUGUUCCCUCUGAACCACCCCCACCACGUAUGCCAGUUCAAUAUGCAGACCAACAUGAGAGUGAUGAGGAGAAACAGUUUCGCAGAGUCUUCCAGCAACUGGCUGGUGAUGACUUGGAGGUUAGCCCAACUGAGCUGAUGAGCAUCCUGAAUAGAAUUAUUUCAAAACAUGGUGAUCUGAAGACAGAUGGUUUCAGCAUUGAGAAUUGCAGAAGCAUGGUGGCAGUCAUGGAUAGUGACAGCACUGGGAAACUGGGCUUCCAUGAAUUUAAACAUCUGUGGAACAACAUCAAGAAAUGGCAGGGUGUGUACAAGUCCUUUGAUAGAGAUGGCUCAGGUUUGAUCGGCGCUGAUGAGCUGCCCAGCGCUUUUGGAGCUGCUGGCUUCCCCCUUAAUGACCAGCUCUUCAACAUGAUCAUUCGCAGAUAUAGUGAUGAAAAUGGUAACAUGGAUUUUGAUAACUACAUCGGCUGCCUUGUGAGGCUGGAUGCCAUGUGCCGUGCCUUCAAAACUCUGGAUAAGGAUAACAACGGAACUAUAAAAGUCAAUGUCCAGGAGUGGCUUCAGCUGACCAUGUAUUCCUGAGUCCAGAGGAUGUGCCACUGUUUGUUAUAAAGAACCGUAUUGUUUCUCUCCUCACUUAAUUACCCUUUUUACUUUAUAUGUUACUUUUCAAAUCCCCUAGGUACAUCUGGCACAUUUACAAUAUUAAGGGCAUGCACGUUAGGAAGGAUUCUACAGCAGUUGUAAUACUCAUUGGAAAGAAUUAAAAAGCCUCAAAAACAUACACAUUUUGGAUCACAUCAGUACCUAUAGCUUUACUGGAUAAGUAUGUAGCAAACAUGCUAACAUGUUUACUUGUUUGGCAUUUGCCCCUUUUACCUUUGGUCAGAAUGGCUUCAUAAGGCAGGUAGCAUUGACCACCUGUUAAUGUGAUUGUAAAAAGAUGUAAUCAUUUUGUAGGUGGGACUGAUUGUACAAAUGCCAGGGACAAUAAUGUACUGAACCUAUGUAUUUGUUCUGUUCACUUCAUUCAAACGCAUAUGUACCGCCACUGGAAACUUAAGUCUAAGUAGUGCAGAUUUCCAACUCGUGUCAACACAGUCAGACGUGUGUGAAAACUGCAUCGGGAACACACCUUUUCUGACUGCAUAACAGAAGUCAAAGGUGCAACUUAUUCAUAGUAGUACAUGAUAAAGAUAGAUAUUGGGAGAACAGAGCCUUUAACUACAAAGUCACCAAUUAGAAUUCGUACAUAUGAAAAGUGUAAAAGUAAAAGGUUUAAAAAAAAAAAAAAAAAUCACACUAAUGCUUAAUGGUGUUUUGAUAUUUUGGCACAAUUCUUGCUAGGUGUUGGGAGUUUUCACUGCAUAUAUUAAAAAAAGAAAAGAAAUAUAAUGACAUCACAAUCACAUUUUACAUAAUUGUGUCUCACCUUGUUUUUUAUUUAGCAGAUUCUACUGUCAAAUGUCAAUGAAUGUAACCUCAUGGAUUCAAAAGUCCUCUGGUUUGUAACCUUGCGGCCAUGGAGUUUUUGUCAAGAAUUUGACCUUAGCAUGUUCUGCAAAGGCUGAUGGCAAAAGCUUUCUAGGAAACCAUUGUCACCAUGUCCUUAGAUUAAUGACAACAAAGGGUAGAAACAAGGAGUGCCAAGGAAAUGCCUUUCAGCCCUGAGAGGAAGCGCAAUUGGCUACAACACUUGAGAAAAGGCAUGGGUGGAGGACUUUUUCUUAAAGACUUUUCAAAUUUCUAUAUUUAGGCACCACCAACAAACUACAGACUACUAUGAAUGUUAAAGUAGGUAAUUGCUGUGUCUUUGUAAAAUCAGUCCUGAUGGUACUAUUGAGAAGUGGCUCACAUACAAUGUAAGGAAAGUGCAUGUGUUUUGCACUAUAGUCAGUCACAAGCACAUCACAGACUAAUGGCUUUUUACCUUAUAUUUUAAUCCAUCAUUGUUACAUUUGAAUUGUGCACUGAAGGUAAGAAACCCCAAUGCUAUCUCUCUCUACAUAUAUUAUUUUAAGAUUCCAAUUUUGAAAAUAGCAUAUAUCCUGAAAUUUGCUGUGACAAUAGAGGUCAUUUUCAUGUGUUUAUUAACCGUAUGCAGUUCUAUUAACUUUUCUGUAAUUUUAGAAAAACAGUCAAAUAAGGUGGUGAGUAAGCAGGCUAGCACUUUGCAGUUGAAUAUUAAUGCUGGUGAUCCAGAUUAGUCACAAUGCUCUGUUUGUCAGCUGACUAACUGAUCACGUUAUCACUACUUACUCAAAAUAUACCUGCAUCAGAGAUAACACCAGCACAGUGUGUGAACUGUCAUGUAUCACUGAUGUGUGAGCCACUAAUGCAUGCAGCCAGUAGAAAUGAUAAAUGUUGAUGAGGUUUUUACCCUGCAGUUGUAGCCAGUUAUUUAUCUGUUACUGGAAA
Molecule: messenger RNA, 2659 nt
Organism: Cynoglossus semilaevis (tongue sole)
Lineage: Eukaryota; Metazoa; Chordata; Actinopteri; Pleuronectiformes; Cynoglossidae
Gene: capns1a
Product: calpain, small subunit 1 a
Exons: 11
Coding region: 170-823 (217 amino acids)
Cellular component (GO): calpain complex
Molecular function (GO): calcium ion binding
Source: RefSeq, a predicted model, not a curated record